This is a messenger RNA of Austrofundulus limnaeus, 5660 nucleotides long. Its product is annotated as baculoviral IAP repeat-containing protein 6. Lineage: Eukaryota; Metazoa; Chordata; Actinopteri; Cyprinodontiformes; Rivulidae. Gene Ontology annotation, biological process: regulation of cytokinesis; negative regulation of apoptotic process; apoptotic process. The record is from RefSeq and is a predicted model, not a curated record. Gene Ontology annotation, cellular component: nucleus. Gene Ontology annotation, molecular function: cysteine-type endopeptidase inhibitor activity; ubiquitin-protein transferase activity.
CAUGCCCAUCCUCAGUUUCGGUGGAGAUCAGUGCCGACGGGGUCAACAUGUUGCCGCUCUCCACACCAGUCAUCACCAGUGGAUUAACAUACAUAAAGAUCCAGUUGGUAAAAGCAGAGGUUGCAUCUGCUGUUUGCCUGAGGCUGCACCGGCCUCGAGAUGCCAGCUCUUUGGGUUUAUCUCAGAUCAAACUCUUAGGUCUUACAGCGUUUGGAAACACCUCCUCUGCAACAGUCAACAACCCAUUUCUGCCUUCUGAGGACCAAGUCUCCAAAACCAGCAUCGGGUGGCUUCGUCUCCUCCACCACUGCCUGACCCAUGUCAGCGACCUGGAGGCCAUGAUGGCCAGCGCCGCAGCCCCCACAGCUAAUCUGCUGCAGACAUGCGCUGCGCUGCUCAUGUCACCUUACUGUGGCAUGCACUCUCCCAACAUYGAGGCUGUUCUGGUCAAGAUUGGCCUGCAGUCCACAAAAAUCGGACUGAAACUCAUCGACAUUCUGCUGAGAAACUGCGCCGCCUCUGGCACCGACCCCGCCAAUUUGAACAGUCCCCUGCUGUUCGGGAGGCUCAACGGUCUGUCCUCUGACUCCACCAUUGAUAUUCUGUACCAGCUGGGGACUACACAGGAUUCUGGGACCAAAGACCGGAUCCAGGCUCUUCUGCAGUGGGUGCACGACUCCUCUCGAGUGGCAGCCAAUAAGAUGAGCGCAACGAUGGGUUUCCCUGGUUCCGGCUCCUCCUCUGCUUCUUCGAGGGAGUAUGGCCUCCUCAUGCCGUCUCCUUCCCACCUCCACUGUGUGGCGGCAAUCCUGUGGCACAGCUAUGAGCUGCCGGUUGACUACGACCUCCCUGCUCUCCUCAACAGAGAGCUCUUUGAGCUGCUUUACAACUGGUCCAUGUCACUACCAUCCAACAUUGUACUGAAGAAGGCUGUGGACAGCUUGCUGUGCUCCAUGUGUCAUAUCCACCCCAGCUACUUCGCCUUGCUCAUGUUCUGGAUGGGCAUCGUCUCCAUUCCCAGUGCYACGCACUCUCAGGCCCAGCAGCGCCGCCUCGCCAUGACCGAUGAUGGAAAGAAGCAGCACGACGCCAACGCAAACACCUCAGGACUUACAGAUGACUCCAAGCACGCUAGACCCCCCAUUAACCUGUCAGAGUCCCAGCUGAUGACGCUGUCAGCUGCCUCCCAGUCUCCUGGAGCGAUAGAGCAGCUGCUGGACUCGGGCCUGCCCUCGCUGCUGGUCCGCAGCCUGGUUCAGUUCUGCGUCAGCCUCCUGAUCAGCGCUGACCUCCCCCUGCCUGCCGCUCAGGCYGACAGGCGGCACCACCACUACCACUCGCCCUCCUCAUCCUCGCAGAGUCGGCCGSCUCUGGCCGCAGAGCUCGCCGCUCCGGUGCUGAGGUUCCUCACYGAAGUCGGCAGCAGUCACACCAUGAAAGACUGGCUGGGAGGGCCUGAGGUGUACCCGCUGUGGACCGCGCUGCUCUUCCUGCUCUGCCACUCCAGUGCCAGCACAAGCACAAACACCGGCUCUCAGCCAGSGAGCUCUGGAUCUGCUGCAGGGCCGCCCCCACCGACCCAGGCCCAGCAUUCAGGCACCCGCUUUUCCUCGCUGUCCUCUGGGGAGACCGGAGGUCUCACCACGCAGCAGAGGACGGCUCUGGAGAACGCCACCGUGGCCUUUUUUCUCCAGUGCAUCUCCUGCCACCCCAAUAACCAGAGGCUCAUGGCUCAGGUUCUUUGUGAGCUCUUCCAGUCUGCUCCUCAGCGAGGGAAUGUACCGAUCUCCAGAAACAUCUCAGGCUUCAUCAGAAGACUUUUUCUACAACUCAUGCUGGAGGAUGAGAAGGUCACGGUCUUCCUCCAGUCUCCCUGUCCGUUGUAUAAAGGACGUAUCAAUGCCACCAGCCACAUGAUUCAACAUCCCAUGUAUGGAGCAGGCCACAAAUACCGCACUCUGCAUCUGCCAAUCUCCACCACACUGGCUGAAGUCCUGGACCGUGUAUCUGACACACCCAGCAUCACGGCCAAGCUGAUCAGUGAGCAGAAGGAAGACAAGGAGAAGAAGAAUCACGAGGAGAAGGAGAAGAUGAAGGCAGACAGUGGUUUCCAGGACAACUACAGUGUUGUCGUGGCCUCAGGUCUGAAGUCUCAGUCCAAACGGGCUCUUUCAACACCUCCCCGACCUCCUUCAAGGAGGGGUCGCGUCUUGAGUGACAAGCUGACUGCGUCUUCAGGUGUGGACCCCUCAGCAAAAACCAUCAGUGUGCCUGUCUUCCAUCUCUACCACAAGCUUCUUCCAGGUCAGCCCCUCCCGCCCGAGAUGACCCUGGCUCAGCUGCUGACGCUCCUGUACGACCGUAAGCUGCCACAGGGCUACCAGUCCAUCAACCUGACAGUCAAACUGGGCUCCAAGGUUAUCUCCGACCCUGGUCUUUCCAAGACCGAUUCGUUCAAGAGGCUGCGCACUGAGAAAGUGGAUCACUGUGACUUGCUGAACAGCUGUCCUGACGAAGAAUCCAUGGCGGCUGCUGAAGAAUGUCUGGACGCUGCAACGGACGAGUCUCUCCUCGAGACCAGCCCCAUCCAGUCACCACUGCAGGUCUUUGCUGGCAUGGGGGGCCUGGCCCUGAUUGCAGAGAGGCUGCCUAUGCUCUACCCUGAUGUCAUUCAGCAGGUCAGCACCCCUGUGGUUCCCUCCUCCACGCAGGAGAAGCCGAAGGAUAGCGACCAGUUUGAGUGGGUGACCAUCGAGCAGUCAGGAGAGCUGGUGUACGAGGCGCCGGAGUCUGUUGCCGCUGAGCCGCCUCCUGUCAACAAGCAGCAGUCCCAGUCAUCCUCUUCCUCAUCCUCCUCCUCCUCGGUACAGACCAUGUCCCCCAUCCCCGCUCACUCGCUGGCAGCGUUCGGCCUCUUCCUGCGGCUGCCAGGCUACGCCGAGGUGCUGCUGAAGGAGCGGAAGCACGCCCAGUGUCUGCUGCGCCUGGUGCUGGGUGUCACCGACGAUGGAGAAGGCAGCCACAUCCUACAAUCUCCAUCCGCUAAUGUGUUGCCUACGCUGCCGUUCCACGUCCUCCGAGCAUUGUUCAGCAGCACUCCUCUGACCACCGACGAUGGCGUGCUGCUGCGCCGCAUGGCUCUGGAGAUCGGCGCCAUCCACCUCAUCCUAGCCUGUCUAUCCGCUCUGAGCCAUCACGCCCCUCGCAACCCCAACGCCAACAGUGGCGUUUCUGAGCCACAAAUGUCCAGCUGUCACAGUGCCGGGACCAGUGAGGAGCAGCAGCUGUACUGGGCUAAGGGAACCGGUUUUGGGACUGGAUCUACAGCCUCGGGUUGGGAUGUAGAACAGGCUCUCACCAAACAGCGGCUGGAGGAAGAGCAUGUCACCUGCCUGCUCCAGGUCCUAGCGAGCUACAUUAACCCAGCAGGAUCCAGCAGCUGCCACAGCGCUGACGGCGCCUCUGCAGACAGCAGAUCCCAGAACAGCUCAGCUCUGCCAGCGGUGCUGCAGGAGCUACUGAGCCAGUCCUGCCUCAUUCCUGCCAUGUCCUCCUACCUGCGCAAUGACUCAGUGCUGGAUAUGGCACGUCAUGUCCCGCUGUACCGGGCUCUACUGGAGCUGCUGAGGGCCAUUUCUACCUACACCUCCUUGGUUCCACUGCUGCUGCCUCUGUCGGCGGAGCCCGGACAAGAAGAGGAAGAGGAAGAUGAAGAGCACUCUGAAGGACAGACCUCUGUAGGAAUGCUGCUGGCUAAGAUGAAGACGUGUGUGGAUACGUACACAAAUCGCCUCAGGUCAAAGAAAGACAAAAGCAAAGGUGUGGUAAAAUCCGAAGGAUCCGACCCAGAGCCUGAAGGUUUGACACUGCUGGUGCCUGACAUCCAGAGGACAGCUGAGAUCGUCCAUGCUGCCACUACUAGCCUACGGCAGGCCAACCAGGAGAGGAAACUAGUCGAGUCUGCAAAGAAGGUUUGCAGCCGACCAAAGCCGCUGUCCAUUCUCCGUUCUGUUGAGGAAAAAUUUGUAGCUGCCAUGAAGAAACUCCAGUUUGACACCUUUGAAAUGGUUUCAGAAGACGAGGAAGGGAAGCUGAUGUUUAAGGUCAACUACCACUACAUGUCCCAGGUUAAGAACGCCAGCGACACCAACAGUGCGGCCCGAUCUCGACGCCUGGCCCAGGAGGCGGUGACCUUGUCCACCUCUCUGCCUCUUUCAUCCUCCUCCAGCGUCUUUGUUCGCUGUGAUGAGGAGAGGCUGGACAUCAUGAAGGUUCUCAUCACGGGCCCAGCGGACACKCCUUACGCCAACGGUUGCUUUGAGUUUGAUGUGUAUUUUCCCCAGGACUACCCCAACUCACCUCCCYUGGUUAAUCUGGAGACCACAGGGGGCCACAGUGUGCGCUUCAACCCAAACCUGUACAAUGAUGGCAAAGUGUGUUUAAGCAUUCUGAACACAUGGCACGGCCGACCAGAGGAGAAAUGGAACCCUCAGACCUCCAGCUUUUUACAGGUGUUGGUAUCGGUGCAGUCCCUGAUCCUAGUGGCUGAGCCGUACUUUAAUGAGCCUGGCUACGAGCGCUCCCGCGGCACCCCCAGCGGCACCCAGAGCUCCCGGGAGUAUGACGGCAACAUCCGGCAGGCCUCCGUCAAGUGGGCCAUGCUGGAGCAGAUCCGUAACCCAUCUCCCUGCUUCAAAGAGGUGAUCCAUAAACAUUUCUACCUGAAGCGAGCAGAGAUCAUGACUCAGUGCGAGGACUGGAUCGCCGACAUCCAGCAGUACAGCAGCGACAAGAGGGUGGGCCGCACCAUGUCCCACCACGCCGCUGCGCUGAAGAGACACACGGCUCAGCUCAGAGAGGAGCUCCUGAAGCUGCCCUGCCCCGACGGCCUGGAGCCCGACGCCGACGAGUUCUCCGAGAAGAACGCCACCCUCCUCCUCAAAGACACGCCAGGCCAGGACGCAGAGAAAGCCGGCGGCAGUCAGGACAGCCACUGCAACGAGGGCCAACUAUGAGACUCACCCCUCCUCCCACCACCAUCCUCUUUAUGAUUCUUUAAAGACUCGAUGGCUGCUGAGCCACAACUUUGUCAAUAUUUGUAUGUAAAGAUCUAAUUGCAGAUUAGCUGGAAACACAGGGACUCCAGAAGGCGACGAGACGUCCCUGAACCAUGCUACGCCCUUAUUAUAGAGUCAACAAAAUCUUUUAUUUACCUGUAAAAGACUAUAAACAUUUUUGUGUGCCCCCCCAAAUUGUGAAUUAACCACUGAUUGGUUGAUGAUAUUAAACUUGUUUAUGUAUACAUAAUGGCAGAGGACAGAUUAUAUAAGGGAAACUACCUUUGGAGAAGAAUGUUUACUGAAUGUUUUUUUAAUUAUUUCUUUUGGACUGUUAGCGCAGACAGUUGUAACCAACCAAGGACAUAUUGCUAUUUCUUUACGCAUAUUAUUUAAAAAAACAAAGCAAAGAAAUCACAGGUAACUCGAUCUGAGAGAAUCCUGCCCCAUACCCCAGUUAUCCCUGGCUGUGUUUGAUUUUUCUGAGAUCAUAUCCACUUGAGUAAUGGUUGCAAUGGACAUUUUAAAUGCUAUGUUAUCCCUUUCAUAGGCUUCAAAUUAAAAGGCUUUGCCACGCUCUUGAUAAACAYUUGUCGCCUCUCA